AUGGUAACUACGUACUACGCAGUGCUAGGGGUCACUCCUGGUGCUAGUCCUGACGAAAUCAAGCGCCAAUUUAAGAAACUUGCCGUUAAGUAUCAUCCAGACAAAACCGAUGAUGCGAAGCACCACGAGAUGUUUCUUGAGAUCAACAAAGCUUACGAAACUUUGAGAGACGAAGAAAGCCGAAAAGCUUACGAUGAUAAGAAUGGUAUAUUUCGUACUACAUCAGGUCCAUCAGCAUACUCCGAAGCAUACAACUACAACUUCAAGACAAAUUACCCAGGAACGUCAUAUGGCAGAGGCACAUCAUACUACAGUUUCUUUCAGCAUAACUACCGCUCAUAUACGGAUGCGGCAAGGAAUCACUUUGAUAAUAAGAGCUCUAGAAAAGAUGACGAUGCAGCUUCUGCCGCUGCUAAGUUAGCACAGAAAAAGAUGCGGGAAGAUCUAGAAAGAAGGCGUCAGGAGCAACUAUUCGAAGCGCAGAGGCAAAAGCAAGAGCAGGAGCGCCGAGAUCGAGAAAAGAAGUUGCGUGAGCAGAUGGAGCAACAACUACAAGAGCAGAUGGAAAGGGCUCGACAAGAAAGGAAGAUGAGAGAAGAAGAGCUGUACCUGCGAGCGAAGGCAGACCACCACCGUCGUCAAUGGAAUCAGUUCUAUGAAAUAAGUGAAAGCGAUAGUGACACGCGCGAGAAUGAAAGUGGCAACAGGGAAGAUGAGCCCAUUAUCGUGGAGGAUGAGGACGUCUCUUCUGAUAACUUCGAAGACUGCCAUGCAUCACCUCCACAGGCAAAUGGUCAUGAAGACAGUACCGUUUUAGAGGAUAAAGAAAUUCAGGGAAAGGCAAAUCAUACAUAUGUCAAGCGUGAAUGUCCCACAAGCAGGUCUUCAACGGAACCAGAGAUCGUGGAAGUUACAUCGAAUGACGAUGAGUCGACUCGGAACCACCAAGACGAUUUCACAAGUGGCAAAGGUCCUGCUAGUCCAAAACGUCCUUUAUUCGAGGACUUUGAUGACGAUGUACCAACUUCCGCCAACAAAAAGCCGGCUAAAAAUAUAGACUUAUCUGAGCUACGCCUGUCGUUGGGCACUUCCAUAGAUGACACGAACUUCAACGAUAUUCUAGACUCACUACCUCGCACAUUUGGAGCAGGUACAGAAAAACCGCCGAGCCCAGACAGAAUCAGGAAAUCAAGCAAUUCGGUUCAUCGAAUGCCCAACAAGCGAGCCAAGUUCUCAGGCCCCUCCCAUGGCUAUACCGAUGGGAGAUCUCGAGCACAAACAUUGCACACACCGGUGAAUAAGGUGCCCUCAAAGCGGAACAACUCAAUCACUGUCACUGAUCUUUCGCCUGAGUAUGAUGAGAGCAAGCUCAUGUUCACAACUCAGCCACCCAACAUCAACAUGACAUCAGACCUCACAACUGAAGAAUGGCUACGAUACACGAACGCGAUACAUGAGUACGAACGAGGAUUCGCUGCCUUUCGCAGUGCUGUGCUCGAGCACCAGUUGCUCAGGUUUCAGAAGGACGAAAGACACCAUGAUACGAUUUACGACGACACUUCCUGCUUAGAUGCGUUUCUGAGCACUUUAUUUAACGACAUGCUCAUCUUCCAGAACUACGGAAGAGCUCUUCAAGAGUUUCGAAAUGUUGUGAAAACGUUUCGAGACAACUGUGAGCUUAAACGAGAAAUUGAGGCUCGUGAUAACAUACGUAUAUAA
This is a messenger RNA of Candidozyma auris, 1719 nucleotides long. RefSeq lists its product as uncharacterized. The transcript has a single exon. The coding region runs from base 1 to 1719 and encodes 572 amino acids. Gene Ontology annotation, cellular component: cytoplasm. NCBI's taxonomy places the organism in Eukaryota, Fungi, Ascomycota, Pichiomycetes, Serinales, Metschnikowiaceae. Gene Ontology annotation, biological process: protein refolding. The record is from RefSeq and is a predicted model, not a curated record.